Messenger RNA from Penicillium antarcticum, 1050 nucleotides. Its product is annotated as DUF3632 domain-containing protein. The transcript has a single exon. The record is from RefSeq and is a predicted model, not a curated record. The coding region runs from base 1 to 1050 and encodes 349 amino acids. Lineage: Eukaryota; Fungi; Ascomycota; Eurotiomycetes; Eurotiales; Aspergillaceae.
AUGGACCACCUCCGUGAUUCUCUGCUGAGCUCUCUGCCUAGAGACACGCCGUCUAUCGCAACAGUCGACCAUGCUCGCAGGGAUCAGGAAGAUACACGCCAGUCUGUCGCUCGGGGUGAAUUCAAAGAGGUUCGAGAUAUAGCCUUCAGCAACCGGACCUGGGUCGUUACCAGCCGAUACUGCGAUAUUGGAGAUGGUGUAGACUCCCUUGAAGGCCACAUUCAUUCCCUGUGGUAUAUGUACUACGAGCUUGGCCGAAACAUUUCCUCCGAAUCACCUGAACAUGAGGGAAUAGUCCUCGAUAUUCUCCGCAUUCAAGGAAUGGGGCCGUUGACUAGACCUGCACGCGGAGUCUAUGGGAUUGACAUCGCAAGAACCGUCGACGGUACACUGUGGAACGAUCUCCCCUUCUUGGUUGGCGAUAUGACCAAUUUCUGGGUCAAUCACGGUGCAUCUAUGUCGGGAACACACCGUCUCAACUUUGCAACAUUUCUGGCUAAACUUGCAUCCACCCGUGUCGCCAAGGAUAGGCUAUGCCAAGUUGCACUUCUAAUCUUCCGUACUCUCUUUGAAAGCCUUCAAGCACUUCGCACUGGGGAAGAGUCAGACGAGGAAGACCUCAACCGGGGCACCAAGCAGCUUGAGGUCUUUCAUUUAUUGCCAGCUGCUGUUGCUUGGCUGAAAAUAGCAAGCCAAAACCUCCUCUUGCUAUCAGACAUGUAUUGGAACGACUGCCCUAGCCACAUCAGCAAGGGUGGUAGGGAGUUCCUCGAAUCGGAGCUCGGACAGCGAUCACCUGCUGGGUUCUCGCCAUGGAGAUACAUGUUCUGGCUGAAGCGACUUCAUGAGAUUCAGGAAGAAGCCAAGGAGGCCAAUGAGAAAGCCCUGGAGGAGCUUGCCACUGAUGGCAUCCAGUACAUGAUCAACACAAUCAAGCAGAGGAAUGCUGAAGUCCUCAGGGCUUACAAGAAUGGUGGCGAUGCCCUGCAUCAAGAUAAGCAUCUUUCGUGUCUGAAGCCCUUUGCACGCAUCGAGGAGCCAGAGUCGUGA